AAUUUAAUAGGAAGAUUAGAUAUUUCAUACAAAGUUACAGUUUCCUAAUUUAAUUUUAUUACUUUCAGUUUCGUUUUAAGUGUCAACGGUAGUCGUUUAUCGUGAGAGAAUAUUGUGCCAAUUAAAUAAAUGUAAAUUGGUCCGUUAUUAUGGCGAAACCGUACCUUCUAAUUCUCUUACUGCAAAUAUUAAUAUCUUUGUCAAAUGGCCAGUCGGAUGGACAUUGCAUAUGGUACGGUGAAUGUUAUUUGGCUGGAUCGAGCUCAAAGAAUUGUGUUUACGAUGGUACUGCUUUACCGCUGAAUGAUGAAGGAGCUGAGGAUAUUAUGCUGGAAUUAUGUCCACACAUUUAUAAAUCCAGAUCAGAUCUGCUUUGCUGCGAUGCUGUACAGGUACGAAAAAUUUCGGCGAAUUUUCAACAAGCCGAAGGCAUUUUCGGUCGGUGCAAAUCAUGCAUGAAAAACAUGAUAAAAAGCAUAUGUUCAGUGAGUUGUGCACCUGACCACAGUCGAUAUGUGACUCCAACAGAAGUGUUAACCAGUUGGGAUGGAAGAGAUUAUAUCAAUUCGGUAGAAAUAGUCAUGGACGAAACAUAUGCAAACAAUACGUAUUACAGUUGUAGUACGGUCAUACAUCCAGCGAGUGGAAGACUGUCUAUGGACGUAGCAUGUAGUGGAAUUUACAAUUCGAAGACAUGCACACCUGAAAGAUGGUACCACUUUCUAGGCGAUGUAGCGAAUCCAUUAGUGCCGUUCCAAAUGUCUUACAAAUUUUCACAAACAGAUGAGAAUCGAUUCAAGGAGGAAACGAAAUCGUGCCACGAAGCUUACGAAGGAGACUAUCCAUGUUCGUGCAUUGAUUGUAGCCAAUCAUGUCCGGUCGGUAAUGCACCCGUCGAAGAUUCAGCACCAACAAUCGGUGGACUGAAUGUUAUAACAUUUUCCAUUGGUAUUGUUUUGGGCGCAAUUGGGGUAGCAGCAGUGCUAGUGAAAACGUGCUGUCUCACGCACAAAGAAAGUGUCCUUCCACAAUGGUUUGGUGGAUUUAACGGAAUCAAUUUAUCUUACACGAAUUUCUUCAAACAAUGGGGAAUCGUGUGUGCUGAACAUCCUGUUCUAGUCCUAGCCAUAUUUUCAUGGAUCAUUGCUGGAUUAGCUUUUGGAAUCCGAAAUCUGGUUAUUAUUACGGAUCCUGCAGACUUGUGGGCAUCUCCGACGAGUGAUGUCCGAAUCGAAAAAGAUUAUUUUGAUAGCCGAUUCGGACCAUUUUAUCGAACGAAUCAGAUCUUCAUUAAGCCCACCAACACACAGCAUAUCGAAUAUGAAAUCAAUUCGGAAGUUCACACAUACGGACCGGCUUUCAACUACGAAUUUUUAUUGGAAGUAUUUCGGCUGGAGAUGUCUGUUCAGAAUAUUGGGCAGGAUGAGGGCGCCGGAUUAGAACACAUAUGUUAUACACCUUUACUGCCCAGUGAUACGGAGCCACAGAUAAAAGACUGUCUCGUUCAAUCUCUGUUCGGGUACUAUAGAAACAAUUUCGAAUCGUUUUAUCUGAACUACUCUUACAAUGGAAACAACUUCAAUUAUUUGAACACUAUGGACGCAUGCAUCAAUAAUCCGUACGAUACUAACAAUUGUAUGGCAUUGUAUGGUGGUCCGAUUGAACCGAAAAUUGCACUUGGCGGAUACCCGGAACCCGAAGAAGGGGAACUACCGAACUACCGUUUAGCGACAGGAGUUAUUCUAACAUUUUUAGUUAACAAUAAGAUUGAUAAAUCAGAAUUGGCUCCGGCUUUAGAGUGGGAACGGAAGUUUAUCGACCUUUUAAAGAAUUAUUCAUCACUCGAAAUGGAAUUUGCAUUCUCGGCCGAACGGUCCAUCGAGGAUGGUAUCGAAGAAAUAUCCCAGGCUGAAAUUCCCACGGUUGUCGUCAGUUAUGUCGUGAUGUUUAUCUAUAUUGCCAUUGCAUUGGGAAAGAUCAGGAGUUGUCGGUAUUUAAUGAUCGAAACAAAAAUCACUUUGGCUACAGGAGGCAUUUUUGUGGUAUUAGCAUCAGUUGCGUGCAGUCUGGGAUUCUUUGGGUAUUUGGGAAUUUCGACGACAAUGUUAACAAUUGAAGUAAUUCCAUUCUUAGUUCUUGCUGUCGGAGUGGACAAUAUUUUCAUGUUGGUGCACGCAUUCGAUCGUAUAGAUCGUAUAAAAUACUCAAAUUCGUCGCAACGAAUCGGUGAAGCACUAGGAACAAUUGGACCGUCCAUAUUACUCACAUCUUUGUCGGAGUGCUGUUGUUUUGGAAUUGGCUCGCUAUCAAAUAUGCCAGCAGUGAAGACAUUCGCGUUGUACUCAACAGUCGCAAUCUUUCUGAAUUUCAUUUUUCAAAUCACAGUUUUUGUUGCCCUCAUGAGUCUGGACCAGAAACGAUUCGAGCAAAAUCGAUUCGACUUACUGUGGUGCAUAAAAGUUCAUCGGAAUAAGAAAGUGGACGGUUCGUCGAACAGCAUAUUGCAUUAUCUGUUCGAAAACUAUUAUACUCCGUUCAUACUUUCGAAGAAGAUGCGACCAUUAAUUUUGAUUACGUUCAUCGUGAUCACCAGCUUAUCGAUAAUGGUGAUUCCAUCAAUUGAGCCCGGUUUGGAUCAGCAAUUGUCCAUGGCUAAGGAUUCGCACAUCGUCAAAUACUUUCAGUUUAUGGGUGAAAUGCUGAUGAGUGGUGCCCCAGUUUAUUGGGUAUUAGGACCUGGCCUAAGUUUCUACAAUGCUACUGAUCAAAAUAUCAUUUGCGGUAGUACUGGAUGCAAUAAUGAUUCAUUAUCCACGCAACUGUAUCUAGCAUCUAAUUUUGAGAAAAUAACUCGCAUUGCAACACCAGCCAAUUCAUGGAUCGACGACUACACUGAUUGGCUAACAAUAGGUUCGUGCUGCAAGAUGUUCGCAAAUGGUACCUACUGCCCAAGUAGUGACCUGUACAAUGGUUGCAUAGAGUGUCCGAAGACUUUCAUCGAAGAUAGCCAACGUCCGACACGGGAAACGUUCGAUAAAUAUUUAACAUUCUUCCUCACGGAUAAGCCUAAUGAAAAUUGUGCGAAGUCUGGUAAGGGUUCGUACAGCGAAGGACUGUCUUACGUAUAUGACGAUAACGGUGACAUUCAUGUUCGUGAUUCGUACUUCAUGAGCUAUCAUACAGCAUCAACUGGAUCGAAAGACUUUUACACAUCACUGCGGCAGGCAAAAAGAAUAGCAACCAAUGUGAAACAAAUGCUUGCCGACAAUGGACACCCGGAUGUGGUAUUUUUCCCAUAUAGUGUCUACUAUCUGUAUUACGAGCAAUAUCUCAACAUCUGGAAUGACACAUUCUUUUCGUUAGGACUGUCACUAGCGGCCACAUUUCUGGUUACUUUUCUUUUCACUGGACUGGACAUUGCAUCAGCAGUCAUAGUAUUUACAUUCGUGACAAUGAUUGUUGUCAAUAUGGGAGGAGUGAUGUGGUUGUGGGGUAUUACUCUCAAUGCAAUAUCACUCGUGAAUUUGGUGGUCGCUGUGGGCAUUGGCGUUGAAUUCAUAUCACAUACUGUACGGUCAUAUUCAACCAUUAAGGGGACGAAACUUUUCCGUGCGAGUGAAUCUCUUUCGGUAACUGGAAGUAGUGUCCUAUCUGGAAUCACAUUAACCAAAGUGGCCGGUAUUGUCGUGCUGGCAUUCGCCAAAUCACAGAUAUUUCAAAUAUUUUACUUCCGUAUGUAUUUGAGCAUUAUUUUAAUCGGCGCAACGCAUGGACUUAUUCUAUUGCCGGUUGUUCUAUCACUGAUUGGUCCUCCAUACAAGAAGAGAUCAAAUUGAGGGUGGAGUUAGAGUAGUUUCGGCCUUUAUUUAUUGUAACAUUUUUUUAUAUAUAUUUUUUGAUUAAAAUUCUUCUAAAAUUGA
Messenger RNA from Bradysia coprophila, 3920 nucleotides. RefSeq names its product Niemann-Pick type C-1b (gene Npc1b). Gene Ontology annotation, biological process: sterol transport; cholesterol homeostasis; intestinal cholesterol absorption. Lineage: Eukaryota; Metazoa; Arthropoda; Insecta; Diptera; Sciaridae. The record is from RefSeq and is a predicted model, not a curated record. Gene Ontology annotation, cellular component: plasma membrane. Gene Ontology annotation, molecular function: cholesterol binding.